AUGGAAAGCAGAGAGAAAAAUUGCCCGUCGCACAGCGAUCGUGGCUGGGCGUGGAUGGUGUUGGUGGGUGCCUGCGUAAACUCGUUCAUACUGGCCAGUGUGGGAUCGAGCUUCUCUGUACUCUUCACGGAAAUUGUCAGCAUUUUAGAAGCUAAGAAAAGCAUGAUUGUGCUCAUAGCAUCGCUACAAUUUGGAGUCUCAUUGGUAUUAGGUCCAGUGUUCAGUCGCUUGGCUGCCGAAUAUGGCUAUCGGCUGGUGGUGAUGACAGGAGGGAUGCUGGCUACGGGUGGAAUGUGUCUCAGCUACGGAGCAGCAGAACUGAGGAUUCUGAUCGGCGCAUAUGGCUUGUUGACAGGAAUGGGCACAGGAAUGAUAAAUACCCCAUCGAAGGUGAUUAAUGGAUUAUAUUUUAAUAAGAAACUCUCGCUGGCAACCGGACUUGCGAGCACGUCUGGUGCCGUCGGCGCCCUCGUUGGCCCUCUACUGUGUGUCAAACUCAUUGAGCUGUACACCUGGCAUGGCGCACUCAUCAUUCUAGCCGGCAUGUAUCUACAAACGGUGGCAGCCAGCGCCCUCUUCCGGCCAAUACCAAAAGCAGCAAAGGAGGAGCUAUGCAAACGUCGCGGCGGCUAUCGUUCGCUAAUGAUGCCGAUCACCGAUAUGAUAAAACUCGGAGUUCACUGUUUGAACAACGUCGCAAUGGGCUUCAGCGCGUUUAUAAUGGUGACAUUCUGGGUGCUGUACGGCAUGUCGCAGGGCCUGAGCUUCACGCGGGCUGCGCAGAUGAUGAGUGUGAUUAGUGUGAGCGGUGCCGUCGGCGCCUUCCUGGUCGCCGCCACGGGCGACAGACCGUGGUUCCCGCGUCACGUCGUCUUCGUGCUUGCCACUCUGGCGACGGCGAUCGUCGCCUUCGUGUUUCUGAUCGCUCCGGAUGCACCGCCGGCAUAA
This is a messenger RNA of Priapulus caudatus, 948 nucleotides long. RefSeq names its product monocarboxylate transporter 13-like. The record is from RefSeq and is a predicted model, not a curated record. Gene Ontology annotation, biological process: transmembrane transport; monocarboxylic acid transport. Bases 1 to 948 code for a protein of 315 amino acids. Lineage: Eukaryota; Metazoa; Priapulida; Priapulimorpha; Priapulimorphida; Priapulidae. Gene Ontology annotation, molecular function: monocarboxylic acid transmembrane transporter activity. The transcript has 4 exons.